Messenger RNA from Miniopterus natalensis, 2641 nucleotides. NCBI's taxonomy places the organism in Eukaryota, Metazoa, Chordata, Mammalia, Chiroptera, Miniopteridae. The record is from RefSeq and is a predicted model, not a curated record.
CUAUGGGCCAUGUGAGAACCUUCACUUACCCACUUCUUGGAAACAAGUCUGCUCACUGGGCAGGUGCGAGAGGGAAGGGGCAGAAGGAACCAGGUUUUCCUCCUGAUUGCAUCUUUGCUCUCUCUUUCAGGACUUUGAAUAUGUCGGGGAUUGCUCUCAGCAGACUCGCCCAGGAGAGGAAAGCUUGGAGAAAAGACCACCCAUUUGGUUUUGUGGCUGUCCCGACAAAAAACCCCGAUGGCACAAUGAACCUCAUGAACUGGGAGUGCGCCAUUCCAGGGAAGAAAGGGACCCCUUGGGAAGGAGGCUUGUUUAAACUACGGAUGCUCUUCAAAGAUGACUAUCCAUCCUCACCUCCAAAAUGCAAAUUUGAACCACCAUUAUUUCACCCGAACGUGUACCCUUCAGGCACUGUGUGCCUGUCCAUCCUCGAGGAAGACAAGGACUGGAGGCCAGCCAUCACGAUUAAGCAGAUCUUAUUAGGAAUACAGGAACUUCUAAAUGAACCAAAUAUCCAAGAUCCAGCUCAAGCAGAGGCCUACACAAUUUACUGCCAAAACAGAGUGGAAUAUGAGAAAAGGGUUCGAGCACAAGCCAAGAAGUUUGCACCCUCAUAAGCAGCGACCUGCGGCAACAUCAAAAGGAAAGGAUUGGUUUGGCAAGAACUUGUUUACAACAUUUGCAGAUCUAGCGUUGCUCUAUACAAUUACUAGUCACCUAGGGGAGGUGGGCGGGCGCCAUUUUCCAUUUCCGCCACUGGUACACAGUUCUCCACUUGCUGAAUUGCCCAGUUUUUCAUACAGGGUCUCUUCCUUCAGUCUUUUGUAUUUUUGAUUGUUAUGUAAAACUUGCUUUUAUUUUAAUAUUGAUGUCAGUAUUUCAACUGCUGUAAAAUUAUAAACUUUUAUACUUCUAUGAGUCCCUGAGGAGCUAGUUCCCUUUGCUCGCGGGUGCAGGCAUGCUUCCCACUGUCCGAGCCACACGUAGCCUCCAGCUGGCUGUAUGAAAAAGAAAUCAGCCUGUCCCCUGCCCUCGCGCCUCUGUCCUUCGCUCUGCAGAACCCGGGUUGUGUUGCUAUGAGCCUCAGAUCCAAAGUCAGCCAGCCUCUUGUUUCCGCAUCACUUCCUUUGUGUUUAUAUGGCGUUUUGUCUGUGUUGCUGUUUAGAGUAAAUAAACUGUUUAUAUAAAGGUUUUUGUUGCAUUAUUGUCAUUAAAAGUAUGAGGAGGCAGCCUCGGGGUGUCUCCCCACCCCCUUCUGCAGCUGCAGGCCCCACAGAGCACAGGCCUCGGCCCCAGCAGGUCUCGCUGCCUAUGCCUGGGUCCUACAUGGCACUUGUCCUGGUCCUUUGUAAAUAGUGGUAUGUACAGAAAUGGUGUGUGUCCAGGGUUUCUGUCUAUCCCACCUGGGUCUUUGGGCUGUAGAGCACUAGAGUUCAGAUCUGGUCAAGUUGGAACUGGUGUCAAGACCCUUCUAAAGGGCACACUGCCUGAGCCAUCAGGAGGAGAAGCCUAAACCCAGGCCAGGGUGGCUGAGCCAUGGCAUGUAGCCACCUCACAUCUGGCACUGCCCUUGGGCCUUUGCAUGUAGCAUCCUGGCCUUCCCCCGCUCACCGCAUUAGCCCCCACCCCUGGGUACAGGUAGUCUCAGGCACUGGGACACCCCUAUAGAGCAGCUCUGAGGGCCACUGUCGCAUGUUCUUUGUCUUCUGAAGCGUUCUGAACCUGGUUGCCCAAGGAGGCCACUCUCAGAAAGAACCCUGGAACCUGAGGCCACAACAGUUUCCAGGAGUUGGCUGCUGGUUCUAUCAGAAGCAAUCCUGGGCCCUGGCUCUGCGGGAAGGUGCCAUAGAUGGAGACAGGAAGUGACAGAAGGGGACCUGGCCUCUGGGUCCCAGUGAACACAGAGCUGACCAGUACAGAGGUCCAGGGCUGGCCCUGUAUCAGCCGGCCUUGCCAUUGCCCUCCCACCCCAAGGACCCUUGUCAGAACCAGGUUGCCUGUGGCUCUGGCAUGUAGACUGACGUGGAGAUGGUCCCCAAAGGGGUGAGAAACACAAGAAGGGCUGGUGAUCCAGGCCCUUGGCCAGGAAGGGGUGCCUCUGUUCACCCCAAGAAAUGUGGCCCCCUCAGCCGACAGCAUGGCCCGAGGGCCCAGUGCCUUGUUCACUUGCUUAGCUGGACAUCUGUUGGGUUGCUGAGCUCUGAGCUCUCAGUUUGAUGUUCAUGGUUAUUCCUAAUGCAGAGGGCCUUAUGCGGGGGGUUCAGUGGGUCGUGUGUGUGUAUAGCCCCUCCCAGAAUGUCUUAUUUUGUAAUGACUGAACUACACUUAGUAAUAGUUACACAUGUAUAUGGUUAAUAUAUAUGGAAAUGCAAUAUAUUUUCUAGUUAAAGCAUUCUAAAGUAAUCGAUGUUUCUAGCACAUUGUCGUGACUUUGGCUAAUGAAAUGUCCUUUUGUGCCACAGUUCUUGGCUUAACAAAGAUGUGAAUCUUGUAACAGGAGAACUAUGAAAUGUGAUCAUUCUGUUUCUACUGUAAGGGAAGAGAGUGUGUUCCUAGCAUGAGGCGCCUAAUUAGUGAGGAAUUGUGGGCAAUAGAUUAACCACUGUAUCUAAGAAUCCUCUAAUUAAAACAUUUCCACAAA